Molecule: messenger RNA, 411 nt
Organism: Macrosiphum euphorbiae (potato aphid)
Lineage: Eukaryota; Metazoa; Arthropoda; Insecta; Hemiptera; Aphididae
Source: the annotation of a GenBank genome assembly
AUGGAAGCCACCGAUUACUCAGCACUGACUCCCGGGCACUUCCUGUUAGGUAAAGCUCCUAUGUCAUUACCUGAAGUCGACAUUCCUGAGCCAACACCCACCAAUCGACUCACCAGGUGGAAUAGAAUACAGAAAAUGCAGCAGUCCUUCUGGAAACAAUGGUCGCAAGAUUAUUUGGCUACACUACAGCAACGGAAUAAAUGGACCACUCCCCAGCCUAACCUCCAAGUCCACGAUCUCGUUCUCCUCAAGAAAGAAAAUAUGGCUCCCACUCAGUGGCCCCUAGCCAGAAUCCUCGAGGUGCACCCCAAUCCUGCAGACCACUUCGUGCGAGUUGUCACACUGAAGACAAAGGAUUCGGUGCUAAAGCGUCCUAUUAAUAAACUCAUAAGACUGCCUAUCGAACAUUAG